AUGUCUUCAGAGAGUAGGCCUAUCCGUAUUGAGGAGUUCAUACUCGCGCUAGAGGAUCUUACAAAUGAGAAUAUCGAAUCUGUGUUGCUGCAAUUGAGGAAUCUGAUAGGGAAGUUGAAAGAAACCAAUGCCUACUUGGCGGAGGAGAUCAAGGCAGACUCUGAUCCUGAUAGCAGGAGCCUAUAUGAGGAAACCAUAGCAGAGAACAAACAAGUUAUGGAAAGCCAGGAGGCCCGUGUGGCAGCCAUACAGAAAGAGCUACAACGAAGAGGAGCCCAGCGAGAACAACAAGAAGAUGGAAUCUACUUGUAA
Candidozyma duobushaemuli is the source of this 312-nucleotide messenger RNA. RefSeq lists its product as uncharacterized. NCBI's taxonomy places the organism in Eukaryota, Fungi, Ascomycota, Pichiomycetes, Serinales, Metschnikowiaceae. The record is from RefSeq and is a predicted model, not a curated record. The coding region runs from base 1 to 312 and encodes 103 amino acids. The transcript has a single exon. Gene Ontology annotation, biological process: proteasome regulatory particle assembly. Gene Ontology annotation, molecular function: protein-macromolecule adaptor activity.